GUCGAGUCCGCGGGAACGUGUACGCAUGCUCAGUGAGCAGCGCCGGCUCUUCGUUGGGUGGAGUCUCCCCGUGAGACUGACGCUGAGUUUGGGUCUCGGUGGUUUGACCUGUUCUCCACCUCCGCUGCCCCUGAACUCGAGGGAAGUCGACUUUUGUGAGAUCUCACCGCAGGGGCCACUCACACACAGAAGACAAUGUCUGGAAGCUUCUACUUUGUAAUUGUCGGCCACCAUGAUAAUCCGGUUUUUGAAAUGGAGUUCCUGCCAGCUGGGAAAGCAGAGUCCAAGGAUGAGCACCGCCACCUGAACCAGUUCAUAGCUCAUGCCGCUCUGGACCUGGUGGAGGAAAACCUGUGGCUCUCCAACAGCAUGUACCUGAAAACUGUGGACAAAUUCAACGAGUGGUUCGUCUCCGCCUUUGUCACUGCCGGCCACAUGAGAUUCCUCAUGCUUCAUGACGUGAGGCAGGAGGAUGGGAUCAAGAACUUCUUCACUGAUGUAUAUGAGUUAUAUAUCAAGUUUGCCAUGAAUCCCUUUUAUGAGCCCAAUUCUCCUAUUCGAUCAACUGCGUUUGAAAGAAAGGUUCAGUUUCUCGGGAAGAAACAUCUUUUAGGCUAAAUGCAGAAAGCGCCAGAGUCACCGUGGGGUAUGCCAAGAGUGUACGUGUUGUGAGUAACUUGAUAAAAUUGCCUGGCAAACCUUA
This is a messenger RNA of Meriones unguiculatus (Mongolian gerbil), 703 nucleotides long. RefSeq names its product trafficking protein particle complex subunit 2B-like. NCBI's taxonomy places the organism in Eukaryota, Metazoa, Chordata, Mammalia, Rodentia, Muridae. The record is from RefSeq and is a predicted model, not a curated record. The coding region runs from base 196 to 618 and encodes 140 amino acids. Gene Ontology annotation, cellular component: TRAPP complex; nucleus; cytoplasm. Gene Ontology annotation, biological process: endoplasmic reticulum to Golgi vesicle-mediated transport. The transcript has 2 exons.